UUCAAUUUUCAUAUCCACAAAUUACUCAGUCAUCAUGGUUUCAAGUGGCGUCCAAGUCCUGGGCACAACCUUUAGCCCAUUCGUGAACCGAGUUCGAAUCUCUCUGAAUCUCAAAUCUGUUAAUUUCGAGCUCAUUGAGGAGAAUUUGGCUGCCAAGAGUGAUCUUCUCCUCAAAUCCAACCCUGUUCAUAAGAAAGUUCCGGUCCUGAUUCAUGAUGGCAAGUGCAUUUCUGAAUCCCUUGUCAUUGUUGAAUAUAUUGAUGAGAAGUGGAGUGGUGAUGAUGGUGUCUCGAUUCUCCCAUCUGAUCCUUAUGAUCGUGCUGUUGCGCGAUUCUGGGCUGCGUAUUUUGAUGACAAGGUGGUUCCAGUGCUCUUCAAGCUGAGUUUUGGUCCAGAGAGCGAAAGGGUGGCGUUGAUAGAGCAGCUAGCUGAAGGAUUGGUGCCGCUGGAGGAGGCUUUCAUGACAUGUAGCAAAGGGAAGAGCUACUUCGGGGGAGAUAACAUUGGUUACACUGAUAUUGCUCUUGGAAGCUUCAUUGGAUGGAUCAAGGCAAUCGAGAAAAUGAGUGGCAUCAAGGUUCUGGCUGAGGCCAAAACACCGGGCCUCGUCGGAUGGGUGAACAAGUUUCUGUCGACUGAUGCUGCUAAGAAAUUUGUUCCGGAGCUUGAAGUGUAUGUUGAGCUUCUUAAGAAGAUGCAGGCUUGAGCCUGAGCUGCAUAAAGGAACUGAGAGUGUCUCUUUGAUUCAAUAAGAGUGACUUG
This is a messenger RNA of Daucus carota subsp. sativus, 762 nucleotides long. RefSeq names its product glutathione S-transferase U17. Gene Ontology annotation, biological process: glutathione metabolic process. The transcript has 2 exons. Gene Ontology annotation, cellular component: cytoplasm. Gene Ontology annotation, molecular function: glutathione transferase activity. NCBI's taxonomy places the organism in Eukaryota, Viridiplantae, Streptophyta, Magnoliopsida, Apiales, Apiaceae. Bases 35 to 706 code for a protein of 223 amino acids. The record is from RefSeq and is a predicted model, not a curated record.